Messenger RNA from Striga asiatica, 987 nucleotides. Lineage: Eukaryota; Viridiplantae; Streptophyta; Magnoliopsida; Lamiales; Orobanchaceae. The record is from the annotation of a GenBank genome assembly.
AUGCCGAAAGACAAAAGGUUGAACUCCUUAUCUCUCGACCGUGCCACGGCCUCUCCCUACUCGCGCGGCUCCAAAAAAUCCGCAGACCCCGAAAUCGACAUCUCAAACGAGGAAAAACAGUGGAACGACACUGUGUGCCCCAUCUGCAUGGACCACCCCCACAACGCCGUGCUCCUCCUCUGCUCCUCCCACAAAACUGGCUGCCGCCCCUUUGUCUGCGACACCAGCUACCGCCACUCCAACUGCCUCGACCAGCUCCUCCUCACCAAAACCCGCCACCUGUCCUGCCCCCUCUGCCGCGGCCCCGUCUCCGGUUUCCGCGUCGUGGGCCCCGCCCGCCACCUCAUGAACUCCAAACCAAGAAACUGCUCCCUGGAGACGUGCGACUUCGCCGGGACCUACGCCGACCUGAGGAAGCACGCGCGGGCCCAGCACCCGUCGGCCCGCCCUCUCGAGCCCAGCCAGGCCCGUAAGGCUGACUGGAGCGAGCUGGAGCAGAGGCUGGAGAUGGAGGAUGCUGCUGCUCUUGUGUACCAAUCGGAUAAUAAUAUGGAGUUUGAGCCCGAGCUCUGGGAUGAUGACAGGCUGUUUGACUUCCCGGAAAUCGAGGAUGGGCUGAUGGAGGAGAUGUUUGGCGACGGGUGGCUUUCGUUCUUGUCCACGAGCUCGUCGUACACGGAGGAGGAGGAGGAGGAGGAUGUGGUGGAUUCCGGUACCUCAGUGUCGAGGUCGAACAGGGAAAUUGAUGUGCGGUCGAGAUCGCGUUAUGAUAGGGGUAGUGGUUCAAGGGCGAGGAGGGAAAAUGAGAACUUGAGAAGGUCGAGUUACGGUGAGGAGUAUAGGCAAGAGCAGCAGCCUAGUUGGGGUGGGUAUAGUGUGAGGACUGGGUCUCCAGUGAGGUCUGGUAGAAGAAGUAGUAGUAGUAGUAGACGACAUUUGUCUGGGUCUUCUUCUAGGAGGCAGUCUCGUUCGGGGCGUGGAGAGUGA